This is a messenger RNA of Aspergillus alliaceus, 2669 nucleotides long. RefSeq lists its product as uncharacterized. The transcript is spliced from 4 exons. NCBI's taxonomy places the organism in Eukaryota, Fungi, Ascomycota, Eurotiomycetes, Eurotiales, Aspergillaceae. Bases 1 to 2043 code for a protein of 680 amino acids. The record is from RefSeq and is a predicted model, not a curated record.
AUGGAUAGUUCCAGCUCUCCAGAUUAUAAGGCGCUUUAUCUGAGGGCAGAGGAAGACAAAAGAAAGGCAGAGGAGAAUCAAAAGCGGGCAGAAGAGAGUCAGAAGAGGGCAGAGGAAGAGCGGGACCAAGGACGAGAACGAACACGGCCAACGACCUUUCUCGAGCUCCUUCGCCUGUGCCACUCCCUUUUCUCGCUGCAGCUACGAGUUGAAACCCCGUCUCGCUCUACGACUGGUAAAAUACCCCCGCCGACCGGGAAAUAUUGUCCGUUGCGGCUUCGGCAUUGGGAAGAUUGUGCCGCCAGACAACAGGAGGUUUACCGCUCUAUUUGCGCCUAUCUGGAGACUCCAGGGGAGACCGCCGCGCAACUAUUCUCGCCCCGCCUUGUGCUGGAGGACCUGGGGCAAAGGUUUGGUGAAAGAGCUAUAAGUAGUGAACAGGAUCUGGAAAGCUAUAAACGAUUUGGUGUGGAGAACUAUGUUCAUGACAUUAUCGCAGAACUUUGCAAGAACCCUGCUGCCCGAGACCAAUUUGGCUUGGGCGAUGGGGCUGAUCCGUCCCUACUGGCUGAAUCCUUGACGUACCGGUGUUCUAGACCAGAUCAAUUUUGCAUCCGCCGCGUUGACGGUGAGAGAAAUACGUUUCUUACCACAGUCGAGUAUAAGCCACCUCAUAAACUGUCCGUCAAGAACCUGCGCGCCGGCUUGCGAGAGAUGAACUUUUGGGAAGAGGUGGUCCAGCCCAAUUCCAUCCCCACGGAGGAAUCCGCGAAAUUGUCGUAUAAUGCAGCCUGGCUGACCGGAUCGGCUAUAACUCAAGAGUACCAUGUCAUGAUCCAGGAAGGUCUCGAGUACUCAUAUUUGACGAACGGAUUGGCAUUGGUUCUGUUAUAUGUCUCUUACGAUGAGCCGGGCACGUUGUACUACCACCUGUGUGAGCCAAACAUGGAGAUCGAUCUGAAUGAUGACCAGAGCUUUGAUCAGCCGUUGAUGACCAUUGCACGGGUAUUGUGUCUGUGUUUGCUGUGUUUUGGCGCGCCGGUCCGCGACCAGGCCUGGCGAAAUAAGGCACGGAAGCAGCUACCGGUCUGGAAGACGAGUUUCGAUCAUACCCGCUCCCAAAUCCUGGAAAGAGAAUUACGACAAAACCCGCCGAGCUCCGAAUAUAGUCCCUCGGUGAGUUCCGGACGGACGGUCUCCGAGUACCUCCCGUUGUCCUCUCCGGAUUCUCCAGACUCGGAUACGGACUCCGCUCCCGGCGGGCGGAAGCGUGGCUUCAGCCAGGUUACGUUAUCUCCAUCAUCUCCAUCAGUGCAGCGAUCAGCCCGUCAGACAGGCACCCGGCCGAAUGAACACGGUCGGUACCAACACAACGCUCAAUUUUGCACACUGGAUGACUGCUGCCCGAAUGUCGAGCUCCAUCGACAGGGUGGCACCAGCAACCAAUACUUGAUUGACGCCAGCGGUCUGGUUCGGCGGAUUAAGCAGCAACUGGACCAAAAUCUCGACAUCGACUGUACCCCCAUGGGAGGAUGUGGAGCAUCGGGAGCGCCCUUCAAAAUCACGUGCACCGCAUAUGGGUAUACGGUUGUCGGAAAAGGAACCACGUCUUACCUGUGGAAUAAGGUCAAGCGAGAGGCGGAUAUUUAUUGUAUCCUCUGGAGAGCCCAAGGGCGAGCCGUCCCGGUCUUUCUCGGCACAAUCGACCUGGCCAUGAUCUACUUCCUGCACGGGGCUGGCCAGAUCAGCCAUAUGCUCCUGAUGGGUUGGGGCGGUGAACCCAUCCACAAGUUGGAAGAUGUUGAGACGAUCAGGCAUGAAGUUUCGCGAUCACAGAAGGAGAUUUGCUCACUCGGGGUAUUACACCAGGACCUUCGGCCGGAUAACAUGCUGUGGAACGCCGAGCUAGAGCGGGUGUUGAUCAUUGACUUUCAUCGUUCCCAAUUGGAUAGCCGGCCGAUGAAAAAGCGAAUGAGGUUACGAGAGCAGCACUCGUGUGGGGCCGAGGUACACGGGCGGAAGCGACUUCAUAUUGGCCAAUAGCUGCAUGUGCCGAUGAACUUGCCAUUCACAAAGCUUGGAUUCAAAUUUAUAAGAAAUCAAGUUGGAUGAAUUGAGUUGGCCAUACAGAAAUGCGAAGAGACACAACGUGACCUAACCUACUGCGCCCUGGCUCACUUUGGAUGCUUUGACAUUAGGGUCAGUUCCGAAACGGCCCGUCUUUACGUACUCUGGGACUAUGUUGGAAGUUGGCAUGAUGGACAUAGUGAGUGAGCAGCUGCGGAGCACGCCAUCUCAACUCGGAGUAGGAAUGCCACUCCAUUCUGAGGCAAAGAAACUCCAACCCACCCUCUUGAGUUGACCGGUGUGUAAGGACGCUUGUCACAGAAUCGAUUGGCUGCCUAGUGGCUGCACGGGCAUUGAGCGAGGGCAAUCGAAUAGAGUAUCUGGUGUACUCAUUCAUCCAGCAAAACGAUCUUAACAGUGAAGAUAUAACAUACCGGUCUCUGGAGCCCAGGUAUUAUCUUGUUUAGCUGAUGGGAACGCCAUGCCACCGCUACAGUCCGAGCGCCAUGGAUAUGCUCCCCAUCAGACGCCGCUUGUCUUCUACUCUCGGUUGUACACUCUAGGCCUUGUAAGUCUUUCGUCCAUAGAUCACGGUUCAGGUU